GUCAGUUGUUGGAUUGCCUCCGUCGAGUAUAUACGAAGUGGGGAUCGAGAACAGCAUUGAUCGAACGUUAUAAAUACAAGAGCAUCGAGCUCUGAACGCAAGUUUCGUUGCACAAGAAACGUCGAAACAUACUGCAUUUGCACGAACUUUAUUUAAAUUCUUAGGAUAAGAGUAGCUUCGUUGUACGCAAUAAUGGCGUUACUAACCGCGUAUUGGGGCCUCGAUGGCAUGAUUCUAAUGACAGUGUCAAUCAUAUGUGCUUACUUAUUCAUGACGAGAAAAUUUCUUUAUUGGAAAAAACGCGGCAUCGACGAGAUAACCCCAACACCGUUUUUCGGUAAUUUCGCCGAUUGUUUUUUGAUGAAAAAAUCGGCUGGUGAUUUCGUGAAGGAACUAUACGAUCGCUCGCCUGAUAUCCGAUACAGUGGCUUCUACAUAUUUGAUCGACCCUUUUUAUUGGUGCGUGAUCCGGAGCUUGCGAAAAAUGUAUUAGUGCGAGACGCUAAUUAUUUUCCGGAUCGAUACUCGGAAUCUAGUCCCGACGACAAACUCGGCAGUUCUAAUUUGUUCAUAAUCAAGAAUCCAGCAUGGAAACUUCUUCGAACAAAAUUAACGCCGAUAUUCACUUCCGGAAAGCUCAAAAGAAUGUUUCAACUCAUGCUCGUUGUUGGCAAAGAUCUUGACACCCAUUUAAAGUCCCUCAACUUAACAGGCUCCGGCAGGGUCGUCGAACUCAAGGAAUUGUGCGCGAAAUAUACAACUGACCUCAUCGGCACGACUGCUUAUGGUCUCCAAGUUAAUUCUCUGAAUAAUCCUGAUGCCGAAUUCCGAAAAUGCGGACGCGAAAUAUUUGAAUUCAACUUUUGGCGGAGCUUGGAAUUGACCUCGAUAUUUUUCUCUCCACAACUUGUGAAGCCAAUGGGAUUUCAAUUUUUCUCAAAAAAAAACACAAAAUUCUUGCGAUACGCUUUUUGGGAUACGAUUAAAGAACGUGAACGCUCCGGAUUGAAACGCAACGACUUUGUCGACUUGCUUGUGGAACUCAAGAAGAGCCAAGCUGGCUCCGAGGAAUCCAAAAUUUUCGAAUUUGACGGUGAUAAUUUGGUUGCGCAAGCGGCCAUUUUUUUCACCGGUGGAUUCGAAACCUCGUCAACGACUCUGAGUCUUACCUUAUAUGAACUGGCGCUUUCACCGGACAUUCAAACGAAAUUGCGUGAAGAGAUAAACUCCGGGAUCGAAAGUAACAACGGCGACAUUACAUACGACAUGGUCACGACUCUUCCCUAUCUCGACAUGGUUGUAUCUGAAGCACUGAGGAAGUGGCCGCCUCUAGGAUUUCUAGAUCGUGUCGCGAAUGCCGACUACAAAAUACCGAACUCGGAUGACGUAAUAGAAAAGGGAACUCCUGUAUACAUCUCGAUGCUUGGACUGCAUUACGACCCACGAUACUAUCCGGAUCCUCAAAAAUUCGAUCCUGAGAGGUUCUCGGAAGAAAACAAAAAAAACCGAAAAGCAUUCGUGUACAUGCCUUUCGGAGAUGGGCCUCACAUUUGUAUCGGUCUGCGUUUGGGACUCUUACAAGUGAAGCUUGGUCUCAUACAUAUUCUGUCGGAAUACGAGGUAACGCCGUGCAAAGAAACGAUGAUACCUAUUCGACAGAAUCCAAAAUCAAUGUUAACAGCGCCUGAUGGUGGAGUUUUUUUGAAUUUACGAAAAAUUUAAAAGGCAGCUUAACAAUAAAUAGAACAAUUAUUUCUUGUAAUUUACCUAUCUCGUAAUUGUAAUUUCGGAGCGUUAUAUAAGUCAUUUGUAUGAAAAAUAUGUGCAGGAAAAAAAAUAAAAUAUGUUUUUUUCUCCGUUA
Messenger RNA from Venturia canescens, 1861 nucleotides. Its product is annotated as cytochrome P450 6k1-like. The record is from RefSeq and is a predicted model, not a curated record. Bases 193 to 1722 code for a protein of 509 amino acids. The transcript is spliced from 5 exons. Lineage: Eukaryota; Metazoa; Arthropoda; Insecta; Hymenoptera; Ichneumonidae. Gene Ontology annotation, molecular function: oxidoreductase activity, acting on paired donors, with incorporation or reduction of molecular oxygen; heme binding; monooxygenase activity.